ACAGUCACCAACAGUACACACAACGAGUACUACAAUAACGGCAGCUCGACAACUCCAAUACAAAAUGUCCGCCAAAUUGAUCAUCUUCGCGGCUUGCGCCGUCGCCACCGCCCUGGCCGUCUACAAGGAACCUUCCUACCCAUCUUACCCAGCCGCCCCGGCUUACCCAGCCCCAGCCUACCCGGCCGCCUCAGCUUACCCAGCACCAGCCUACCCAUCUGCCCCCGCCUACCCAUCUGCCCCAGCCUACCCAGCAGCACCCGCAUACCCAGCAGCACCAGCCUACCCAGCUGCACCAGCCUACUCAGCAGCACCGGCCUACAAGCCAGCUUCGUACGCCGCCCCGAAACCCUAUGCCCCAGAGCCAGCCUACUCUGCUCCGUCUCCAUACAACUUCGACUACAGCGUUCACGACACCUACACCGGUGACAUCAAGAGCCAAAACGAAUACGCUGACGCCAACGGUUACGUCAAGGGCUCCUACAGCCUGGUCGAACCUGACGGCAGCAAGCGCACCGUGGAAUACACCGCCGAUGACUACAACGGUUUCAACGCUGAGGUCAAGAAGGAAGGUGGAUACCCCGCACCAGCCUACUCUGCACCUGCCCCGGCCUACAAGCCAGCCCCAGCACCAUACAAGCCCGCAUACUAAUAACACCACCGUCCCAAUUCACUAAACGUUGCAUCUCAAACACCGACAUCAUCAUCGACGACUUCCAAGACUGUUUUAAGUCUCAGUACAUUUUCGUAGCUGUAUAAUACACGAUAUAUUAUGCGUGUGUUUCAUAUAUAUAUAUAUAAUAUAUUAUAUUUGUAUAUUUAAUAUUGUCAUCUGUUUCAUCUUGUUUUUUUGUAAAUAAACGUCAUCCAUGUCGUAACAGAUAACCAAUUGUUCACUAUUUUUUAUGUUACUAUAAAUUGUAACAAUUUAUAUAUUAUACAUUUACAAUUAUAAAUUUUACGAUGAGAAAUUCA
Molecule: messenger RNA, 975 nt
Organism: Acyrthosiphon pisum (pea aphid)
Lineage: Eukaryota; Metazoa; Arthropoda; Insecta; Hemiptera; Aphididae
Gene: cp29
Product: cuticular protein 29
Exons: 2
Coding region: 65-652 (195 amino acids)
Cellular component (GO): extracellular matrix
Source: RefSeq, marked validated